This is a messenger RNA of Pomacea canaliculata, 2961 nucleotides long. Its product is annotated as guanosine-3',5'-bis(diphosphate) 3'-pyrophosphohydrolase MESH1-like. The coding region runs from base 242 to 811 and encodes 189 amino acids. The record is from RefSeq and is a predicted model, not a curated record. Gene Ontology annotation, molecular function: guanosine-3',5'-bis(diphosphate) 3'-diphosphatase activity. NCBI's taxonomy places the organism in Eukaryota, Metazoa, Mollusca, Gastropoda, Architaenioglossa, Ampullariidae. The transcript has 4 exons.
CGAGAGGGAUGUUAGGCUACCGCAUUCAGUGUCAUUGUAGCGGAUCGGAGAAAUCUGUUUUGAAUUUUUUUCUCAAAGCGAGGUAAAAUUAUAGAAUAUAAAAUACCAAAAUACUCAAUCGAAAAUAUCCCAGGCAGCUUCACGGUUUAGGGAAAUAAAGAUGAAAUCGUUGUGCAGAGAGUUUUCGAACAACCCCACUCACCAAAUCUAUGGCGUCGCCUUAGAAUAGCAGACAGCAAGAAUGAAUCCUAACGAGGUGAUUGUAAAUAGCAAUGGUGCAGUGGCAGAAAUUAUCCGAUGUGUAAACUUCUCAGCGGUCAAACACAAAAACCAGAGAAGAAAGGAUCCAGAGAAGACUCCAUAUAUAAACCACCCUAUUGGUGUUGCCAACAUUCUUACUCAGGAAGCAGGGAUUAUUGACCUUCAAGUCAUUCAGGCUGCUUUACUUCAUGAUACAGUGGAGGACACAGACACAACCUAUGAGGAACUGGUUACGGAGUUUGGGAAAGAUGUUGCUGAUCUGGUUAUGGAGGUGACAGAUGACAAAAGUCUGCCUAAAGAGGAGCGCAAGAAACAGCAGAUUGUUCACUCAUCUGUGACCAGCCACAAGGCUAAACUUGUCAAGCUGGCUGACAAACUGUAUAAUCUUCGUGACCUUAAACGGGCCACCCCAAGAGGGUGGACAGAAGAUCGAGUUUAUGAGUAUUUCCAGUGGGCAGCAGAUGUUGUGAGGGGAAUGCGAGGAACUAAUAAAGCCUUAGAAGAUUCAUUGAAUGUUCUUUUUGAAGAAAGGAAUAUUAGCUUCCUUUGACCAGAUAAACUGUCAGGUAAUGUAAGAAAUACAGCAGAUGGAUGCCGCACUCAUUGUGUUAGACAUCUAUAAUUAUUAUGGUUUAAUUUAAUAGAUUUUAACUCAUCAAAAACAUUCUAUAACUGCAUUUACAGAAGCAUGCCUCCAUGUCUCUCUCACUGGCAUGAUGCUGUAUAGAGAAUGUUCCAUUACUUUUGAAAUGAUUUUGUUUUGGACUGAAGAAAGUAACUGCAGAUUAUUUUCAAUGGUUUCUUCAUUUAGUCAUGUUAAAAAAGCUAGUGCAAGAUUUUGCAGUUUUUCAAUGACCACACACUUCCUACGUGAUAAUGACUAUUAAGUGAGAGCACAUGGUGCAGCAAUACCUGACAGUACCUGAAGCAUUUUGAGCAGUUAUUUCCCAACAUGGUUUUCACACAUUGUUGGUAAUCCAGACUGUUUUUCAAUGCUGGAUUUCUAUUCAGGUGUUAUGACAAAGGGACCAGUUAGUGUGUGUAGCCUACUUUAUGAGAAACGUUUUGUUUUUCUUCAUUUUACUUGGUCUGUUACUUUUGGAACUGCAUAAAAACACUGUGAAAAUUUUACGGUUUGAUGCUAGGUUUGUUAUAUGGUUUGUACACAUAUUUCUAUUUUCAUGUUUGUAAGUGAUGAGAAGACUUCAUAGUCUGGUGGCCAAUGCAUAGCUGGACUAGGUUGCUGGUUAGAGAUCAGCUUCGGCCAUCAGUGGCUGCCCAACUAGCAGCUGUUCUGCAGGAGAGAAUACUUGAACUAUCAAAGGCAGUAAAGAUGAUGGAAGUAAAGGGUUUGUCUCUAUCUUCUAAAUUCUGUGUCUAAUGGCUGUAUAGGACUCUGUUCCCUUUGUUUUGUAGGAAUAUAGGUAUUUUUUUUUUGUAGUUAUUUAUAAGUUUGUUCAUGAAUUUGACAAAUCGUCAUUCAGGCACCAUGAGUUGCCUUGAGGGAAGUAACUCCGUUAUUUAGUACUAAACAAUAUGUGUGCACUGUAAUGAUCAAGAUAACAUUUGAACUCAUUCAGGGCAUUAAUACCAGCUUGAUUGCUAAUAGUCAUCUAGGAAAUAGCAACGCUCUAGCAAAUGAAAAAUGAGAAUUUUAUUACAUAGCAUGUACAGAUUCUCUGUGCAUCAAUCUUUUUAUUGGCAAAGUUUUGAUAAUGAGCAUAUCAAUUAGCUCAAAUGGCGUCUUCUACAGACAUGAUUGUGAGGAAAGUGGAUAACAUGCAUUGAGCAGACUAGGGGAAAUAACACAGCACGUGUAAAGAAGCCAUUUAACUCCCUUGUACUAUAUUGGUAAAAUGUUGGCUUAGUUGUUAAUUGAAGGUUUCAGCUUUUCUGGUAUUGCAGCAAUGAGAGACAGAUACAAGGUUUCAGCUGUUCGGGUAUUGCUGCUAUGGGUAUAUGAGGUUUUAGGUGUUCUGUUAGUUCAUUUUUUGGUCAUAUACAUUGCUUGUGUGUGGUAUUAUUAUAAACAUAGCAAGUAUUACUCUUUGAUUUAUCAGUUGACACACUUUAGAAGUUGUCAUAUUCUAUGUAAUUUAAAAUGUAUUAUUUCAUAUGAGUUUAUAAGCUACAAAAAUACUAUGGAGAGAAAAGAAUGAAUGAUACAGAGAGGAAAAAUUGUUGAGGAUUUUUUCUAAAUCUAUUUUCCUUCCAACAAUGUAUCUUUUCCAACAGUGACAUGGUGCUGCCAGGUAAUUAUGUUAUGCCACGUUAAAUGAUCAGUGUGGUUGAAAACCCAGGAUUUUCUAUGUUAAAGGUGGUUAGGGGUGUGGGGUUGAAAAUUGCUUUUAAUACCUGGUCAAGUGUCUGAACCACUUGUUUCUUUGUUGCUGGAUGUACUGGUGGAUUGCCUUGGCCAGCACCAUAAUUUGAAUUGUUUCGUAUUUGAUUAUAUCCCUUUGAGUCUUUGUAACUGCUCCUCUGAGGAUCUCAUUUCACAUUAUUUUUCUUUCGUGGUCCUUUGUCCAUGCCCAGGUCUGGCACUGAUAUGUUAGGAAAUGCCAUGAAUGCUUUGGUUAGUCUUCAUUGGGAUGGUUAGGUAUCUAAGAAAUAGGGCCAACUGGUAGCACAAUAUUUUCAUUUUGAAGAUUGGUAUAUGUCCCUCUCUGUCAAUCUUGCCAUCCUCUGUAAAAAAAAAAA